UAUUUCAUUUUCAGGUGGUAAAGCAAAUCAGAGGAGACAAAAGGGCAAAGUGUUAUCUUUGCAACUCAGAAGAACUUCCUGCAAAGACAGCUUGUUAAAUCAAUUCAGGAUUACUAUGACUUUUAAAAACUGAUAUCUAACAGACUGCCAAACUAUGCAGCAACAGACUAGCACAGACCAGACUAAAUCAAUAUGGAUAAUAAUGUUGAACAGAUGAACAUGGAUAAUUCUUUAAUGGCUCAAUUAAAAGGUAUUAAAGCUUUCUUGAAAGGAAACAGUCACAGUUCAGAACCAAGUUCCACUGAUAACCUUGGAGCAGUGUCUGAUGAACAUGGUGAAAGAUUUCACCAGGAUAUUAGUGCUAUGGAGAAAUGGUACCAAGGCUUCUGGAAUGACAGUAUACUAGCUGACUACUGCUGGACACAUUACUGCGAUCAGUCAGAUAAGGAACACUGCAGGAAAUCCAAAUCACUCCGUCAAUGUGUGUCGGCCAGCACGAGGAAAACCUUCAUCUGCAACACGUGUGCAGUGUUCAGGUUAAGCCUGGAGUGCGUGCUCACCACCAAGGGCAGCCACAGUGAUUAA
This is a messenger RNA of Octopus sinensis (East Asian common octopus), 585 nucleotides long. RefSeq lists its product as uncharacterized. NCBI's taxonomy places the organism in Eukaryota, Metazoa, Mollusca, Cephalopoda, Octopoda, Octopodidae. The coding region runs from base 193 to 585 and encodes 130 amino acids. The record is from RefSeq and is a predicted model, not a curated record. The transcript has 5 exons.